GGUUUUCCUUCUUCUCCACCAGUCGCGCUGUUAUAUCGCAGCUGGGCGCGUCAGUCAAUCUGCAGGAAGCAUGUGCUACUGCGCUACAUGAGCCGUAGCUCGGAGGCACAUGCCAAAGAGCUGUUACGCGCGAAAAGUACAGGGACACCGGAUGUUGUUACCUUUGAGUCCCUUGGAGUGGGGACACCAAUUGCGGCAGCUCUCCGUGCUGCAUUCCCCGAUGUCCAGCAACCGACAACGAUGCAGCGCAAGAUGAUAUCUGCUGUGGUGGGUGGGCAGGACAUCAUCAUGCAGGACUUCACUGGUACUGGAAAGUCAUUUGGAUUACUCCUUGGACUCUUGAGCAAAUCAAGGAUCUCUAGAUACGACCCGGGAAAAGGAAAGGACCAUGCAACAAAGGGUAUCACAACUCUCCUGAUCGUCCCUCACCGCGACCUUGCAUACCAAUUUUUGCACUGGUUACACCACAUGCUGACGUUUGCAGGUGAACCUGCUCCGUAUUCGCUCGCUUCGAUUGCACAGGUGCUAGUCCGCGGCUCACCACCCGAAAACCUCACAAACUCAUCUCCUCGGAUCCUGGAGGCGAUUGUGAACCCAUCGUCAUCUGGAAUAUCCGUGUUGCGCGAACAUCCUCCGCAUAUACUCAUUGCCACACCAACUGCGCUUAUAGACGUGCUUCGCAAGGAGCCCGAGGUACUCCAGUUAUCCACGUUAUCGACUGUCGUCGUCGAUGAGGUGGACUCGCUUCUGCAAGUGGUGCCCCAGAAAGGCUCAAAGUAUGCCAGAGAAAAAGCCGAGCGGUCAAAUGAGAAGCAUCCCCCCGUUCUGAAGACUGUGCUGGAUGUCCUCUAUACGAAUACGAAAACUAAUAGCUCAUCCCAUUUGCGGAAGCGUCUUUUAGAGAUGAAGUUGGCCCCAAUUCAUCGGCCGCAACUGAUCAUGCUCAGUGCAACGAUGAGAAAUAGGUUGAGGACGGCAUUCUUCGGCGCAUACGGAUGGUUUAGAAGGGGCAAAGUGCUAAAGCUUAUCAAAGCUUCGUCCAGCUCGCGCCCUGCUCAUGGUCUUAACCGCACGAUCACACACCAUGUUCUUGUUGUAUCGCAGGAUGGCUCUGUGAAAAAUAUAGCUGGCGCUCGCAAAGCUCGAGUCCUUAUAUCGUCGGACUCGUCUGAGCCUGUGAAUUCUUGUGUGGAGGAAGAGGAAGAAGAGUUUAUUUUUGAUGAGGAUGAUGAAGCACUGCUCGAUGAUGAGACUGACACGGAUUUGCUACAAGCUCCUCCUGUGUUUACUCCAGGGAUGCUUGAAGCCGUCGCAUCCGCAUUCGCUCUCGACGUACCAAACAUUGCGCUUCUUGUCGUACCCGCAACUACAUCCGUCCGGCGGGUUAUUUUUGAGUUAAAUCAACUCGGGGUGAAUGCCCACGGUCUCGAUCUCGUGGACAAUGAAGCCGGCCGCGCACACCUUCUGUCUAAGAACGGCGAUAUCCCCGAUGAGAAUCCCACAUUGCUUGUAUCGACGCUUGCGACCACCCGAGGGAUCGAUUUCCCUGCGCUGACCCACGUUUUCCUCCUUGGACUUCCGGAAGAGCGCGCGGGAGAUGUUUACCAGCAUGUCGCCGGACGAGUUGGUCGAUUCGGCCGCCGAGGCAAGGUAAUCACCGUUCUAGAGGGACGCCGGGAGAAUGAGGGGAAGAAAGGCAAAGUUUCGGUCAGGGAUGAUUCGAAGAAGAUGGAUAUGGUGCUGAAGAAGCUCGGUAUUCCUGCAACAAAGCUGGAGCAUUUCGAGUGAGAUAGGGAGAUAUAUUUUGCAUUUCAGCAUCUGGGAAUGUGAACCGUGCCCGUCGGGGAACUACGGUACAUUAGAUAUCCCUAGGGAAACACGGUUGUGAACCGUGGUAGUCGGAUUGAGGUUUGCCGGAGGAGGGCACACUCAGGCUGUGGAGGAUGGUGAACAUGAGGAUUUGAUGUGGCGCAAGCGUGGAAAUUUGUGACGGGAUUAUUAACGGUCGUUGCUGUCUUGCACGCGGAUCAGACCAAUCAUAGGUCCAAAUAGGAUCAUGGCAUGAUGUAA
This is a messenger RNA of Suillus clintonianus, 2070 nucleotides long. Its product is annotated as P-loop containing nucleoside triphosphate hydrolase protein. NCBI's taxonomy places the organism in Eukaryota, Fungi, Basidiomycota, Agaricomycetes, Boletales, Suillaceae. The record is from RefSeq and is a predicted model, not a curated record. The transcript has 3 exons. Gene Ontology annotation, molecular function: ATP binding; nucleic acid binding. Bases 88 to 1788 code for a protein of 566 amino acids.